Molecule: messenger RNA, 2267 nt
Organism: Ruditapes philippinarum (Manila clam)
Lineage: Eukaryota; Metazoa; Mollusca; Bivalvia; Venerida; Veneridae
Product: E3 ubiquitin-protein ligase TRIM71-like
Exons: 2
Coding region: 164-1888 (574 amino acids)
Biological process (GO): positive regulation of DNA-templated transcription
Cellular component (GO): nucleoplasm; chromatin
Molecular function (GO): ubiquitin-protein transferase activity; zinc ion binding
Source: RefSeq, a predicted model, not a curated record
CAAGUAGACGCGCAACUCUCUACAACUUGUUUAUUCUUGUUACCAUUGGUAAAAGACAAUUAAACCAUUCAAGACUGAAGGAAGACAUAUUUGAUUUUUAUUUUUCUUUUAUUUUUUGAAGAAACCUUUGCAAAUUAACUUCGGAUAUCAUUUAAGAGAAGUCAUGGCUGUCCAAGGUAAAAAAGCCACCAAACAAUUUUCAUCAUCAACAACUUCUAUGGGUUCUGAUGAAGAUCUCAAAGUUUACUGUCAGCCAUGUGAUCGAGAUGGACCUAGACUUCCUGCUCACGGCUAUUGUACAAACUGUUUAGAGCAUUUGUGUGAAACAUGCUUUACAGUACACAAAAGACAUACAUUAUCAAGACACCAUACUCUACAAGACAAAUCUAGCAUGCCUCAGACUCUGUCACCUGUAACUCCAAGACAAUCAGAUAACUUCACAAAACCAUGUCCUAAACACAACAUGGAGAUGAUCAAGUUUUACUGUUAUGACCAUGAGGCUUUCCUCUGUAGUGUUUGUGUCACACUUGACCAUACUGCAGCAUCUUGCAAAGUCAAUUAUAUACCAGACAUUUCAGACAAGGUCACAGACAGCAAAGAAUAUCAAAACAUAUUGAAGGAUAUCAAUGACAUGACAGAAAGAUCUAGCAAAACACUUCAAGACAUUAAGAAACGAAAUGAUGAAUCAAACAAAUCCUUAUCAGAUGCUUUGACAGACAUAAAGAAAUUCCGGACAAAAAUCAACCAAAGGCUGGAUGAAUUAGAAAGAAUAGUCAAGGAGGCUGCACAAGUCAUCCAAAAAGACAACAGCAAGACAUUGAUGAAAGUAGAAACAGUAUGUGGAGAUGUACAAAAAUGUCUGAAGUCAUCAAUGGAUGCUGUUAAACAUUUCAACACAUCCAAACAAGCCAAUGAUUUGUUCAUGGAACUAAAACAAGCCAAACAGAUGAUAAAAGAUUAUGAGCAGAGUGUUGCCUUGCUCUCAGAAACUGAAGUCAAAGAAUACAACUUUGAACCAAAUGAGGCAAUAUCAAAUCUACUUGAUAAAGAGAAAUCCAUUGGGACAUUGAGAACCAAAACAUUAAAACCAGAUUUGAAGUCUAGACAAAAGUUACAUAUCGAUAAAAUCUGUAUCAAAACAUCACAAGAUAAGGACCAUUGCUAUAUACAAGGAAUGACUCUCCUUACUCCUGAUCUUCUAAUCGUCACAGAUUGGCUUAAUAAUGCCAUAAAAAUGAUUGAUAUCAACAGAAAGUCUGUACUAGCUCAGCAAAGCUUUGCCAGUCAACCUACUGAUGUCACAUCAGUUUCACGAAAUGAAGUAGCAGUCAUAUUUCCAGGCUAUCAAACUGUUCAGUUUAUAAAUAUAUCUCAAAAUAACUUCAGCAACAAGCACACUGUGACGGUUGAUGGAUCAUGUUUCGGUAUAAGCUGUCACAAUGAUAAAAUGGUUGUGUCAUUUUUGUAUCCUCGUAAAGUUCAAAUCCACCUUAUCAAUGGAACUCUAUUACAGACCAUCCAAAAUAUGCAUAUUUUCAAAACACCAAAAUAUAUUGCAACAAGUGACAAUUGUAUCUAUGUAUCUGAUCCUGAAAUGAAAACAGUUACCAAGUUAAACUGGCAGGGUGAGGUGAAAGGCAAAUUUGUUUGUUCAGGACAACCUUACGGCUUGGCAACAUCAGAAGAAGGGAGUUUAUAUUUUUGUAAUUUUGACAGCAAUGCCAUAGAAGAGAUAUCCCAGGACUUUACUGAAGGGAAGAUUGUCGUUAAGGAUAUAAAAAAGCCCCAGAAUGUCUUCUGGUCUGGCGAAAGAUGUACACUGUACGUAAGCAGUAGCUUUGGGAAUGAUACAAAUGAAGAUAACUUUAUCAAAAUGUUCAAAAAGUAAUGAUUAGAUAAAUCGCUGGGAUGUGUAUAAAUGUAUGAAGAAAACAAGACAGGAAGCUAAAUGUCAAACACCCUGUUUCGUCACACACCUAAUAUGUAUAACUUGAAAACAACAGAAUUUUUUUUGCAGAAUAUAUUAACUUGCAAUCGUAAAACUUCACUGCUUCUUGUGUUUCUUCCUGUUCAGGCAGGCCAAUAUUGUACAUCAAAAAUUUGAAAGCAGCUUUGCAGAAAGUGCAUUAUUUAAGGGUCCUUGCGUCAUACCAUCAUGUCAAACAAUUAAGUUCAUGUUAUAUCAUUAGCAGACAAAAUUUUAAGUUUUAUCAACAUGAAUACCAUUGCAGUGAUAAUUGUUUGUACCAACAUAUUAAUAAUAUCUG